This is a messenger RNA of Darwinula stevensoni, 546 nucleotides long. NCBI's taxonomy places the organism in Eukaryota, Metazoa, Arthropoda, Ostracoda, Podocopida, Darwinulidae. The record is from the annotation of a GenBank genome assembly.
UUGGAUACUUCACUCAGAUGCAGACGAGCCAUGAUAGCUGAACUUUUUGGUGAAGCAUGGGACAAGGACAAGGCUUGCAAUGAGAUGUGUGAUCACUGUGACAAGGAUAUGAACUGCAAGGAAAUGGACAUCACCAACCACUUUCUCAGUCUAUGCACCGUGUUUGAAGUGGCUGCCAGCAGGAAGAUAAGACUCACAGGGGCCAAGUUGGUCGGCGCAUGGAUGGGUUCCCCUGGCAAUGGACUGAAAGUGAAUCUUCCUCACCCUCCCCUAUCAACAAGAGGAAUGUGCGAAAGGGUCAUCGCUCAUCUACUCAUUGAGGGUUAUCUCCAGGAGGACUUCCACUUUACACCCUAUAAUACUAUCAGCUAUAUUCUCCCUGGGGGAAUGAGAAACGGGACGACAGAAGGCGAGAGGCCCGAAAGAAAGCCAGGGAACGGUCAGCAGGUGUGUUACCACUACACCUCCGAACCCUGUCUUCUCGAUGCCAUCCUCAUCCGUCACAAAAUGGACAAAACAACCCUAGUUGACCAGUAUCUUCAAUGA